Messenger RNA from Cuculus canorus (common cuckoo), 2245 nucleotides. Its product is annotated as acrosin-binding protein-like. Gene Ontology annotation, cellular component: acrosomal vesicle; nucleus. The record is from RefSeq and is a predicted model, not a curated record. NCBI's taxonomy places the organism in Eukaryota, Metazoa, Chordata, Aves, Cuculiformes, Cuculidae.
AUGGCACCCGGCGGCACCCAGGAGGCAGCGCAGGCAGCAUGUUUCCGUGGCAGACGAGGCAGCGAUGAUCCUGUGCUCUGUGGUGAUGAAGGAAAACUGUCUCAUGUCAGUGGUCAUCAAGGCCUGGAAGGAGCUGGAAAAGAGACUCUUUGGCUUUGGAGGUUCGGGUUGCUGACCUUGCUCGGUUCUGUUACUGCAUCGUUGGCCCCUGCUCCAGGCAGCCCACUUUCGGACGAUGAAUACCGGGACUUCUUUCGCAGCCUGUGGCCCCCGUGGAAGGCAGAGGUCUCAUGCACCAUGCGCCAGACAUAUGGCUGCCUUAGCCCAGGAAUCCUGAAGCUGGACCGGGAGGAGAACCACGGGGUUGUCCCCAAAGGGUGGAUCUGCUCCGACUUCCCAGAGAGGAUGCAGUUUGAGAGCUUCUGCCAGUUCGCCCACUACCUCUGCUUCAAAGGCCAGUUCUACGUCAAGCGAAUCCAGUGUCCAAAUACGUCUACUCAUAAAAACCUCUUCCUAGUGGGGCAACAUGAGGCCGUGGGCUAUGGAGUAAAGGAUCAGAGCUCCCCUGUGAGAGAAGCCCCAGGGCAGGCUUCUGUCUCACCUCCUGGUGCCCUGCUGGAGUCUACGGGGCUGCUUCUGCUACCACCAACUGUGCCAUCGCCGGCUGCCCCUGCCCCCUCGCCUCCCAAGCUGGAAUCCCCUGUCCAGGAAGAGACAUCGUGGAAGCAACACCUGUGGAGCAGCAUCUCGAAGCUGAUCUCCUGGGCCCUCUCCACAGAGAACUCAUUGGAUACGCACGGCUCCUCUCCACAGCGCAGCCCGGAGGCAGGGGCAGGGAGCUCACCCGGCACUGCUGAGGAGGCAGCACAGGCACCUGCACCCCAUGGCAGGUGUCUCGCCACGGCUGCCAGAGAAAUGAGAGCUACCGAGUGCUGAGUGAGAAGGAGGGAGAGGAGCAGGUGCAGCUGUGGUGCGAGAAGCCUGGAUAACAGGCUGAUGCACGGGAGCAGGAGGAUGCACGGGAAGCACAGCGCUCCGGGGCAGCCCCUGUUGCAGCGAGAAUUUUGGAGAACCUUCCUGGGACUAUUGGGAGGUCCUAUUGAGGGUGUGAACUCGUAGGUGAGGCCUCCAAAGUUGCUGCAGGAGGGUCCAUUGUUAAAUAAACAACUUACAUAGCUCUAAAAAUGUCAAAUCUCUGGUCUCAGCUGCCCUCCACUCGCCCCUCUCCUGGAGCGUGGCCACAGCCCAGGAAGGUGGAUCAAGGGAAUGGCUGGAUAUCUCUUCUCUUUGAACUAAGGGGGCUGUUGAGGUGCAGCAUUCCUGCAAAGUUCUCCUACAGUGUUCAUUCCCGUGCUGACUGGUCAGCCGAGGUGUUGAUGGCCCAUCUCCACAAUGCUCCCCUUCAAGUCCCGUGCACACUGAAAAAGCUACAGUUAAAGUGACACAGCCCAGUUCUACUGAGAAUGCGACUAGGAUGCAUUUUCUCACAUUUUCUCACACUAUGCAUUACAAAAAUAACACAGAGCUGUUCUACUGAUUACAGCAAUGCGAAACUAUACAAGUAGCAGUGAAAUGCGGAUCGUGCAUGGGACACCUAUUUUGCUUUAGGCCUAUUGAUCAGGCCCUGUCACUUGAGCAUUGGAGAAGGCAUCAGCUUUGUGGACCGGGAUUUGGAGCUGCUGGCCCACACGUCCUUAUCUAAGGUCCACAGCUGCUCUUGGCUCCAUCCUUCUGCAGGCCUAUAGAAGGCAGAGUAAUCUAAAACCAGGCAGUUCUGUUACACUGCCGUUGUAAUAGUAACAAAACCGUUUUAUCAGCAGUAUUCUAAAUGGCCCAUCUUACACAAAGUCAAGCAGCAUUGUAACAUGGGCCAAAAGGAUCGCACAUAUCCUGGUAUGAUUCCCUCGGAAGCCACUCCUGGGGUUUUGCUCAGGGGUUGUUACACACGAUGCCUUGGGUGGUAUUACACCUCCCAUAAACGGUACUAUUCCUGUUUCGGGGAGCUCAGUCUACACUCCUCGCAGCUGUAAUGGGUGGGGUAUCAGGAGGAGGAUUAUGAACACAGGUCCUGUAUGACAUAUGCUUCCACUCCCUUGACCUGUGGGGCUGCAGCCCACAGUCAGGGUAGGAGAUUUCUUUUUGGUGGCAAGCAUAGGAGUCAAUCCAGUCUUGCCGGUCUUGCUGCACUGGGUGCGCUUGUGUGCCUGCUGAUCUCCUGUCAAAAACGGACAAUGCAAAAUCUUCA